AUGACGAGCCCCGUUGUCGGCACCUCUCCCUCUCUUGAGGGGGAUAGGGAGGCAGAACGCACGUCGUCUGGUGCGCCGUUCGCGGCGAACGCGGGCUCCCCGCAACCUGUGGAGUCUUCCCCCACAGCAGAAGCUGCAGUGCAGGGUGCAAAUACGUGCGACGGGGGAGUCAACGUCGGGCCCCCGUCUUCCCCACAAAACCCGACAAAUGUUUUCGCUCCACCCGUAGCCGACCCGAAAUCUCCAGUGCAGGACGCUGAUAUCACUUCCCGGACUGUUCCGGCGACACAUCCCGCAUCCCGGCUCGAAGAGCCGUCCGCGCUUCAUGUGUCUUUAACUGCAUCCGCCUGGGAGUCUGUAGCACUUCGUGCGCCCAGCGACGCACGGGCUGUUGCGGGACCGGAACGAGAAACGUUUCCCCUCCCCGUUUCUUCUGUCUCUGCUUCCCUUCCGCCCCGGCAAACUGCGCUGGGGCCUCCAGAUUGCGUCUCGGCCCCGGCAGAGACGCCGGCGCAGACUUCUUUCGACAGCGAGAGGCCGGGCAGCGAAGGGAAGGCAGGCAUCAGGUGUUACAUAGAACUCAAGAGAGGUGCCGCUGAGCCGUCUGCGGACUCCACGGCCGACUGUGGCGGCGCGAGGGGCGCGGAGGCCUCGCACCUUUUGGAGCCGAAGGUCGAAAAAAAUGACGCGUCAGGCUCGAACGCGUCUGACGCGGGAUUCGACGCGCACGGUCCACACGCUCCACUGUCUGUGCAUAGUGCCGAUGGGAAGACGACUCCCGCAGGCAAGAGCGAGAUAGGCCAGACGUUAGCGACCGAAGCUGGCGGCAGGCCAGCAGGAGCAGAAGAUCCGCGCAGCGCUGGCCCAGGCGGGAAGGAUGAGGCAGCAGAGACAGCUGAAGCCUACCGCGGAGCCGAGGAGACAGAGGACUCCUCAGAUGAGGAUGCGUUGUUGCGCCCCAAGAAGAAGCGAGGCGAGAAGAAAACGGAUGCACUCGGGAAUGACGGGACACCACCGAAGAAGAGAAAAGAGAGGCCUGGCGAAGAGGACGGCGCCGGAAAAUCGGUCAAAGGCAAACAGAAGGCACGCGAAGGCGGCAGCUUCGGAGGCGGCGCGAAGAAGCCUCUCCUUGCGCAAAAGGGACCAAAGAAACAGCGCAGUCAAUCUGCUCAGACCUCCGCGAGCGAAGCAGAAGACGAAGCGCGCGUGGGUCGGCCUGCUGUCAGCGAGAAGAAAGCCAAAGCCGUAGAUAGACAAGCACGUGGGGACUCCGCGCCCGGAGAAGACGAAUCUGAUGAGGAAGCGAAUCAGGAGCUCGAGCAGUACAUAGAAGCGAUCACAAAGAAGCUUUGGACUCUAUACACGCAGCAAGUUGUGGAUGCCCGAGAGCUUCUGGACCACCAGCUUUCAAAAGGCGGCCUUCACCCCGUCUCUAACGAGGGUGUUGCAACUGGCCUCAUGACGGCCUGUGCCCGUCGACGCGUCGGCAUGACCUCGCUUCUCGCCGGCGCCCUUCAGUCCAAGAAACUGGCGGCGAGGCGGUUGGCGGCUUCCCUCACGGAGGCGUCACGGUCAACUGCAGGGAGAGAGCUGUCGCCGCCGCGGAUCUCGGAGAGCGAACUUCUCCAGCUGGCCGUGGAGCACGCAGCAAAGCAGCCGUCCGAGUCUGCCCAAAUGCCGGACCCGUCGGUGCGAACAACUCCGUACCCGCGGCCAGGAAAGCCGCCACGCGCGACCGUUCCAUCGAAGCAUGACCUCAUCCACGCCGUGAGCCGUGAGCAAGCGGGGGAGUGUUGCUCCCCGUGCUGCUCGGGGACGUGCCUCAACCUGAUCUUUGCGCCGCUCUUGGCGUCUGCUGAGAGGGCGGCGGACGCGAGCGAGACAGGCGCGAGCGAGACAGGCGCACCGCGGGCCGAAGACACGCGCGCUGCAGCCGAUCUCCGGGCCCAGCUGAAGGAGCAAGACUGCUGCUGUUGUUGCGUUAUCCACGCGCCGUCGAGAUCCAGCAGCGACGACGAGGGACCUUCGCGGCGCUCGCAUUCGACUUCGAGAUGGGCGUACGCCGACCAAGUCAGCGCAUUCGACCGAGCGAAGGUCCGGCCGCAAUACACCGCCAGCGACGACGACGGCGUGCGGCGAGGAGAGAGUGGGACGGCCGCGAGUCGGGCUCCGGAUCGACGAGGCGCCGCGACCCGUCCGCUCGCGCCGCAGCUCGGCGCCGGCGGAGUGGGCCGAGGCCGCCGCGGUCUCCGAGGCGGGAGCAGUCGGCCGGGCGUGGCUUCGAGGGCCGGUGCGCCGCUAGACCGGAGUGCGAUGUUUGGCACGGCGGACCAGCGACCGGAGAAGUGGACGCCUCGGCCGGCGGCGCUCAGACGCCUGGAAGGCUCGACAAGUCGGGGCCUGGAGAAGGCCGCGCCGCUCGGCGCCGGCCGAGCGCGGGGCUCCGCGCCGAGAACGCGCUUGCGGGGAGGCCCCGCAGGCCUCGCGGGCUCGGGGGGAUCGCGAGUCGGGAAGCCACGGAUCGCCUCAAGCAGCAGCGACAGCAGCAGCGACAGCAGCAGCGCGAGCAGCUCCAGCAGCGAGGAGGAGACGAGUGCGCGGAAGGCGCUGCGGGACGGAAAGAAACGGACCGAUUCCGCGGCUGAGCAUGGGAACCGGCCCCGAACAAUCGGCGGUGGGGCUCCUGGGGCGCUGCGCACAGGCGGGAGCGGUCCUCCCGAUCGCGCGGCGUUGAAGGCCCGCUUUCAGAGAUUCUGCAGGCAAGACGAGGAACAGAAACUGCCGGUGCUCAAGGAGGCCUGUGUCGCGAUGUUUGUGACGGCGAUGAAGGAGCUAUGUGGCGAGCCUUGGGCGCAGCACUACGCCGUUCGCAUCCUCUUGCGUUCCAGGGACGCGGUUCUGCCUCAGUUCCUGCGAAACAGCGGACUGCUUCUUCUGCGCGAAUGGACGGAAGCGCUCGCGGUGACUCCAGAAAGCGUCGAAGAGCACGAAGGAAUGCUGAUUUCUGUGCUGAGGCUUCUCCACCGCCUCCGGCCGACUCGCCAGGAAAUCGCCCAGGCCAAGAUCGGCCUUCUCGUUCGAGGGAUGGCGCAGCGGAGGAAGACGUUAAAGUGCGACUUUGAAGCCUGCAGCGAGGAAGUGUCGGCCGUGGCGGAGAAGCUGCUGGACAAGUGGAGAGCGAUGUUCGCUCCAGCGCAGCAUUCCGACGGACAAGCGCAGAGCACGGCUGGGACACCUGUUCCCAGCAGUGCAGCCCCGCCGGGAAGCCGCGCUUCGUCAGGGUCUCCAGCUUCCCUUUCCGCUCGCGCGGCUGCUCCCCCGCCGCCUCGGCCUGGCGCCGCUCCUGACCGGCAGGGAGCCGCCGGCAAGGGACACGGAACGGAGACAAGCCAGUCUGUGAUCAACGGGAGGAGCGACGAGCGUGCCCUGCGGAGCCGAGACGGGAAGCGGAGCGCUCCCGGGGGAGGGGAACGAAGGGCGCGAGUAGAGGAGGCGCUGCGGUCUCUCGAGGAGCUCGGUUGGAACUUGGAAGACAAGGAAAAGCGAAGACGACUUGAAAUUGCAGGGACGUACUCGCCGACAGCAGACUGUGACGAGGUCCAGGAGGCCGCCGGUCCCAGCGCCCGAAAAGCCGGGGAUGAUCGCGGUCGUCGCGUGCAUUUCUGUCCUGCUCGGCAAGCAGUUGCAGAUAUGGUUUUCUUCAACAGUCUCGACGCGCCAAACGCAACGUCCCUGAAGAAUGAGAAACUGAAGGGAGAUGAAGCUGCCGAGCAUCUCGCUUGCCUUCGCCAGAGCAAGGCCGAAGCCGAUAGCUUUGAUCGACGUCGGCGGAUGCACACCUACAAAGAGAUCGACGGCUACACUGCGGCAGGCUCUGGCGAGCGGAACUUGACCGUGACCAAGCCUGCAGCUGGAGACCACACGCCGCGGCGCGACGCGCCCAUGAAGUUCACGACGCCUCUGCCGCUUGACUUCUCCGACGUGAAACCUCCGCACGCGUAUCCGAGCCCUCCAUCUGCGCCGGCGACGCCGCCGCCAGGUUCGCCGCCGGUCCGCGUCGAGCCCCCGAAGCAGCUCUUCGCUGCCAUCGCGCCGUUUUCUUUCCUUCCCGUCCCCACGAUCUCCUCGGACGCACAGGUGUCUCCGGCGCCGGCACUCCACGCGAGCGACGGCAGGCGGGCGAAAGGCGCAGGAAUCCCGGGCGAAGGCCUUUCGCGAGGAACAGCCGCCGAGGACGGCGACGCAGGGACGGACUUGUCAGCCGACGGAGAGAGUCGCGAAUCGCAGCCGGGCGCCGGCGGCCCAGCUGCUGGAACGCCGCUGGCCGUGCCGCCGUUUGGACUCCCGCCUGGACCGCCCAUGAUGGCCGCGCCUCCAGGCGUUCCCUUCUUCCCGGCUCCGUGCUUCCCGCCGCUCGCUGCUCCCGGCUUUCCGCCGUUCGGGCCACCCUACGUGGCUCUGCCACCUCCAGGCUUCAUGCAGCCGCCGCCCGGAAUGUUUGGUCUUCCGCCUCGACAGUCCGAAGCAUUCCCCGGAGCUCCAGGGAGUGGUUCGGGGCGUGCGGGAGGGUUUUCCGCGCAUGUGCCAGGCAGGGUGACCGCCCCGCCUCGAGGGCGGGGCGGUCACCCGCCCGGCGGUUGGCGGCCGGAGCGACGAGGCUCUGGAGCACCGUUGAAGCCGUCGUUCUCCGAUCCCCCAGAAAAAGUGCGGCGGAGCGGCGCGCGCCAGGCUCGGGCUGCUCUGUCGUGCCAGAGCACUCAAACCCUCGAGAGGGUUCUCACGCGCGGCCUUUGUCAGGGGCGCUCUCACGGCGUUUUCCACGACAUUUUUCAGAUGUUUGUGUUUCUGUGCGCGCAGGUGAGGUGGACCGCCCAGAGAGCUGCGCGACUCAGGAACUUCAUUGUGUCUCUCGUCGCCGAGCACAGACUGGCGAGUGCUCCGGAAUGCCGCUCCUUCGUUCGCGCCGGGCACACCUCAGGACAGGCGCCGGAGCGUGGACCUCCGGAGCGUCGAGGACUGUCUCCGUCUGAGCGCCACGCGUCGCCGCUCACGUUCUCAUCUGCCGGGGUUCAGUUUGCCAGGCCUCGACGGAGUCUUGCAGCAAACACGGAAAGAGAACCUGUCCCCGACCAGGUUGAACACGCCUUUUCGGUCGCUGCCACCUGUGCCCUAAAGCGGAUAGCGCAAGUCCCUUUCGACCCGCGCGCGCGUCUCUCUUGGCGGAACUCCGUCGGCCGAACGCUUGCUUGCCUGGCGGCAGUGGGAAUGGCCAAAGAUGCGCGACGCCUGCUGGAUGUUUGCGUUGGAAGGACACGGACACCCCACGUGGAACUCAAGAGGACGAACGAAGGGGAAUCCCUGCACGUGGCGGGCGGCUACCGUGGCGGCGAAGUUGAAGCUCAACGGUGGCGACGAGCCUGCGAUGCGGAGAUUGUCGAGACUCUCAUCGAGAAGUGUCCGUUGUAUGCCUUUGCCGAUAUGGUUGGCGCUUUUGCGUCGCUGAGACUGAUCGAUCCAAAAUCUCUGCAAGUGCUCCAGAGACGCACAAAACUGGAGGAACGCCGUUUCACCGCACGGACCUUGACUUACCUUGCUUUGUCUGCGAAGGAACUGCCUUCGCCUCUGGAUGCGGAGUACCUUGAAAGUCUUUGCCCCGCCAUAGCCAGCUGCCUGUCCCGACACCCCGAGGCGUUUAAGCCCCGAUUCAUUGCUCGAAUCGCAAAUGCCUGCGCCCGCCAUGCCUCGCGUGCGCAGAUUCACCACACCUUCGACCUCCUCCAGGACAGGAUGCUGGACACGCUGGACGAAUUUGAUGGCCCCAGCCUGGUGCUUGCGUUGUGCGAAUUUAGCAAAGUGAGCGCCAGGCACCAUUCACUGUUUUCGGCGUGCGUCCCCCGUUUACGCGCGAUGAUUCCCUUCUUGACGCCAGUGGACACGGUCAUGCUGCUGGCAACACUCGAAACUGUUUGCUGGAAGACUUCCGGCGCCUUUCCCGCCUGGCCUUCCUCUGGACCUGUUCGCGAACUCGCGCAUGCAGUGCUUUGUCGGCUACACGAGGAGGGCCCCGCAAGUCUUCAGUCGGACGGAAGGUCCAUCUGCCGGCUGCUGGAUAUCCUCUCCCGCAUGCCUCAGGAGCCUCUCGCAAGCGCGGUCUUCGACGCCGUGUGCGGGGCUGUCGGCGCAGUUGAGAAAAGCUUGGCAGAGAGACAGAUAAUUGAUCUCAUGAAUGCGUGCAGCCGUCUUCAGCGUUUGCCGCCUCUCUGUCUGAUUUCAGCCGUAUUCGCGGCGGGCGAACGGCUCUUGUUCACCUGUGACCCAAAGUACGUGGCGCUGUUUUGGCAUGCGCUACCCGCAUUUCUGGACGCGUCGUCCCUGGAGUUCAAGGCCCCCGGCGCGGAUGAGUCUUGUCUUUCGUCCACACGCGAUGAAGAACGACUUGGGGGAUUAAGGUGGAAGGAAGGUGCGCGACAGACGUCUAGCGCCAGCGGUCGACUGGAAUAUGCAUCGUCGACAGAGGCGCGUUCGGUUGCUGGGUCUCACGGGCAAGUCCCUUCGGCUCGCAGCGUGCGGCAACUCGAGCAGGCGGAGCACGAAACCGGCUCCCACGUGCCAGGGAAUCCUGAGGACCGUCUGCGUUCGUCAGCUGGCGGUUUCUCGUAUCGCGGGGGAAGGCGUGGAUCGUCGUGCAGUCAAAGCUCGUGGAUAUCCGCGGACGUGUCAGCGAUGGCGACGCGUCUGCUCUCAGAGCUGUGUGACCACCUCGCAGGGAGAGAAACGCCACACAGGCCAGCGGGCUCAGCCACAACGGACGCUGAAUCCUCUGGCGGUUCAUGGUCUGUAAUGCAACCCCGGGACAUGGCGAUGAUCCUGAACGCCAUGAGCAGGAUGGAACUUAUACACCUCGGCACUCUUCGUGCGGCAGAUGCGGACCUUGGACAGCCAGGGAGGCUCUCGCGUUUCACCAUUCACGAGCUCACCCUGACUCUGAAUGCAUUCAGUCGGCUCCGCUUCCAGCUGUCUCCACGCUCGUCGGACGCUAUCAGCGAACGUCUACAACACUUUGUGCGUUGUCAGAAAGCGAGGCAUUCAUCCAGUUGGAGAGCCUCCGUUCGGGAAGAAAACGACGUUCGUCUAACAGACGAGGAGCCGGCGCCAGUCGGACUGCUGUGUUGCUUGGCCCACAGUCUGGUAAAACUGGAAAGCCCGGUUUGUCAGACAUCCGGAUUCCUUGGACUCCUGGAGUUGAUUGCCGGGAUGUGCAGCGAGAGCGGAACUGAUCCUUCUUCGAUGGAUACAGGUCGACACAGCGAAGGCGUUUCGAACAGCGUCGGCGCAGCGCUGAAUCGUAGAGAGCUACAAAGUGACCCAGCCGCGCAGCCAAUGUCGAAAUCAAGGCAAGGGCCGUCGGACGAUGCUGCUGGGCGUUCGCUGGGGUUUCGCCAGUCUAUAGAGAAGCGCCAUGAUUCGGAGCACGUAGGAGACGAACCAAACUGUCAGAGCCCUCCUUCCACGCAGGAGUUCAUGCACCGGACACCCGCGGAAGGCGAUGACCGGGUCCAGUGGAAUGGAACCGCGCGGAAUUUGUCACUCGCCCUCUUCGCCACAACCUUCUGGUCGUACGCCUCACGAACAAGUCUGGCAAUAUCCCGCAGAGAGAGAGAGAUCUCGGAACUGGAUGCUCCGCUGUUGUUCCAGAUCGCCGACGGAGUGGCUUCAGCAGCCAGGCAGGAAGGAUGGCGCCUGGACCGCCCGGCUCGGCGCCAGUGUUUGAUGAGUGCGUUGGUGCUCUGGACUAUGUGGAUGGAUAAGCGAGCACGGAGCUUGCGGCUGCAAUCUCAGGCUGUCGAUCCGUUCCUGAGAUGCGCUCAAAUUAUCGUGGGUCUGCUGGACAUGAACCACGAAAAGACGGACGUGUCGGACUGUCGGUCGUCGACGGUGCAAGAAGAAGUCUACCGUGCCACGCAGAGUCUGAUCACCCAACGAAUCGUACUUCCCGGUUCUCUUCUCAAACCAGAGGAGCGAGUGUUAUUGUAUACCAUUGAUCUGCUGCUCAUUCGUGAUAUGGAGGGGCCCUCCGGAGAAGUGCCGACACGCGACGAACCUUCGGCAGAGCGCUCCUCGACUUUGGUCUCUUCCUCGGAAAAAGACUGUGGAGAGCAAACGAGAGCGACACACGAAGGUGAACGAUACCUAAUUUCAACUUCCGCUGUGUAG
Molecule: messenger RNA, 8214 nt
Organism: Neospora caninum
Lineage: Eukaryota; Apicomplexa; Conoidasida; Eucoccidiorida; Sarcocystidae
Exons: 16
Coding region: 1-8214 (2737 amino acids)
Source: RefSeq, a predicted model, not a curated record